UGUGGACGUGUCAUUCGUAGAUGGUUCGGUGGCUGCGUUGCGCAGGUUCAUUAUUAUAAUAGUCUGGUUGGAGAGCUUAUAUUGAACAAAAGUUGAAUGGUUUUAAUCGAUUUGAACAGUGUAUAUUUUAGUUAGUAUAUUAAAAACACAAUAAAUCAAAAUGGGGAUAAAAUUCCUUGAAGUUAUAAAACCGUUUUGCAGUAUAUUGCCAGAAAUAGCGAAACCUGAGAGAAAGAUACAAUUUAGAGAAAAAGUGCUAUGGACAGCUAUCACUCUAUUUAUCUUCUUAGUAUGUUGCCAGAUUCCAUUGUUUGGAAUCAUGUCCUCAGACAGUGCAGAUCCCUUUUACUGGAUAAGAGUCAUUCUGGCUUCGAACCGAGGAACUCUGAUGGAGCUUGGAAUCUCACCAAUUGUCACAUCUGGUCUAAUAAUGCAACUGUUAGCAGGAGCUAAGAUUAUUGAAGUUGGAGAUACACCCAAGGAUAGAGCCUUGUUCAAUGGAGCUCAAAAGUUGUUUGGCAUGGUGAUCACAAUUGGACAGGCAAUAGUGUACGUGAUGACCGGAAUGUAUGGAGAACCAAGUGAGAUAGGAGCCGGCGUCUGUUUGCUCAUCAUCAUUCAAUUGUUUGUGGCCGGUCUCAUUGUAUUGUUACUUGAUGAGUUGUUACAAAAAGGAUAUGGUUUGGGCUCCGGUAUCUCACUGUUCAUUGCUACAAACAUUUGUGAAACUAUUGUGUGGAAAGCAUUCUCGCCAGCCACAGUUAACACUGGCCGAGGUACAGAAUUUGAAGGUGCGGUGAUAGCCUUGUUCCAUCUGCUAGCAACCAGACCUGAUAAAGUGAGAGCUCUUCGCGAAGCAUUCUACCGACAGAACCUACCUAACCUCAUGAAUCUGCUGGCUACUGUGCUAGUCUUUGCUAUAGUUAUAUACUUCCAGGGCUUCCGAGUAGAUCUACCAAUAAAGUCAGCUCGCUACAGAGGCCAGUACUCUUCAUACCCAAUCAAGUUGUUCUACACUUCUAAUAUACCCAUCAUUCUUCAAUCCGCACUCGUCUCCAAUCUUUAUGUCAUAUCUCAGAUGCUGGCGGUCAAGUUCAGCGGCAACCUGUUCGUGAACCUGCUGGGGACGUGGGCCGACGUGGGAGGUGGUGGGCCUGCGCGGGCCUACCCUGUGGGUGGCCUGUGCUACUACUUCAGUCCGCCCGAGUCGCUCGCGCACAUCGCUCACGACCCGCUGCACGCGCUGCUCUACGUCGUCUUCAUGCUGGGCUCCUGCGCCUUCUUCUCUAAGACCUGGAUCGAUGUCUCCGGCUCCUCGGCCAAAGACGUUGCAAAGCAGCUCAAGGAGCAGCAGAUGGUGAUGCGUGGACACAGAGACAACUCCAUGAUCCACGAGCUGAACCGCUACAUCCCGACUGCAGCCGCUUUCGGUGGACUCUGCAUCGGAGCUCUCUCAGUGCUCGCUGACUUCCUCGGAGCUAUCGGCUCGGGCACGGGUAUCCUGCUAGCUGUCACCAUCAUCUACCAGUACUUCGAGAUCUUCGUAAAGGAACAAGCUGAGAUGGGCGGCGUGAGCACACUCUUGUUCUAAGAACUUACUAAGUUUUGCUGUGAUACACGCGUUUGUUCGUAACUACGGAUUUAAACAUUUCUAAAGUUUCUAUAGAUUAUUUAAAUAAGCGAUUGUGUCAUAGCAAACCCUGGAGCGAGAGAAGCGAUGUGCGAAUUACUCUAGGUCUAAUGUGUUGUGUGUGCGGCGACGUGUGGGUUAUGUGCUAUUUAUAUCAGAUGGACUUUAUAAUAAAUGGUUUACAAGUA
Molecule: messenger RNA, 1818 nt
Organism: Leptidea sinapis
Lineage: Eukaryota; Metazoa; Arthropoda; Insecta; Lepidoptera; Pieridae
Gene: Sec61alpha
Product: protein transport protein Sec61 subunit alpha
Exons: 10
Coding region: 161-1591 (476 amino acids)
Biological process (GO): SRP-dependent cotranslational protein targeting to membrane, translocation; post-translational protein targeting to membrane, translocation
Cellular component (GO): Sec61 translocon complex; membrane
Molecular function (GO): transmembrane protein transporter activity; signal sequence receptor activity; ribosome binding
Source: RefSeq, a predicted model, not a curated record